AUGGUAGAUUUUGAUAAUCUUCAAGAACACAACUUCAAUAUCAAGAACAAUAUGUUAGUUCAAGGCUGGGAAAUGUUCUUUGAUCGACUCAUUGGACCAGUUUACCCAGAAUUGGUGAAAGAGUUUUGGAUUCACGCAACCCUAACCCCAAAAGCCAUUCUCUCCUUCGUUUUGGGAAAAGAGAUCUCUAUUACAGAAAACCUAAUCAAAAGGCUGCUGAAUCUGGAAGGAUAUUUUGGUGCUGCUGGAGCAAUAGUAGGCAGAACAGACUGGGAUGCUGUUUAUGCUGAAAUCUUCACCUCUAGAGAGAGUUCUAAAAAUAUCAAGGAUCUGAAGCCUCCAUACAGAAUUUGGGACAAGAUCCUUCUGGGAUGUAUCUACCACAGAAAGGCUUCUGUCUCUCCAAACUACAUGAAUCAAGAUCAACAAUACAUUCUGUAUUGUAUUGGGAAAGGCCAGAGGGUGGACCUUCCAUACAUUCUGUUCAUCCACAUGUGGAAUCAUGUGAAGGAAUCCAGAGAACAAGCAAGGCUCAAAUCGCAGAAGAUCAAAAGAAACAUCAUCCCUCUAGGAAGACUAAUUUCUGACAUUCUGACAGAAACGGGAAUAGUGCAAGCUUUGUUAGAUGCUGGUACUGUUAAGGAUCUGGAAGCAACAUAUGGGAGCACUAUGAAUUCUCACACUUUGAAGAAGAUGAAACUGAUUCAAAACAUUGCCUCUCCUCCCAGAGUGCUUUUCUUCAAGAAUGAACAUCCUAACUCAGUUCUCUUCUAUCUGGAAUCUUGCUUAAAAGAUGGCUACGGGUUUGAUCCAGCAUGGUUAAGUGACAGAGUCCUUCCAUCCAUAGACAAUCUUGCUCCAUCUAAGAAGAAGAAGGAGAAAAGAAAGUCCACUGGAGAUGGUCCUUUAAAGCCUCUGAAUAAAAAGAAGAAGACUUCAGAACAUCAACUAGAAAAUCAACCUGCCUCUGAUCACCCUGUUCAUGACACUAUCAAGGUACCUAGAUCCUCUGAAUCUAUUAGGAAACUAAUAGAUGACAUAGAGAAUAUAGAUACCUCUAUUCUUCAUGAUGGCUCUGAACCAAAACAACCACCUAAAACCACAAAACAAUCCUCUAAAUCUCAACCUUCUGGUUCCACGAAAUCUAAAGGCAAACAACCUCUACAUUCCUUUGGACCCAUUCUUAAUCCACAACCUCUGAACACCAUUUUCCCAGCUCUUCCAAAUGAAAACAUUUUCUCCUCUGCUCAACCCACACAUUCUGAACCUCCACCUUCGGAAACUCAACCACAACCCACCUCUCCAUUAUCUGAUCCCCAACCAGAAGUUGACAUUUCCGUAUAUUGUAACUUCUCUGACCCAUCAUCACCAUCAUCAACAUCAUCUGACUGCGUCUUUUGCAAACCUCGCCCCUCUGAACCUACCCCCCAAAAUCCUUCAUAUGAAACAGUUGUUGUAGUCUUAGACUCUGACAAUGAAGCAGAAUCUACACCCCUUUCAUCCACUUCAAACUCUUCUAUUCUGUUUGAAAGACCCUCUGAACCCUAUCUCAUCUCCAACCCAGAAGAGCUAAUAACUAUUAUCAGAACCACCCCACCUCUACCUUCUAUUGAUAUGCGUUUUCAAUUAUUAAAACAUAAGGUACGAACAAGGUUAGAUUAUCUGAAGGUUGCCUAUGACUCCAAGUUGGAUCAUGUGGCCGCUAGAAAGCUCUGGAAGUCUUUCUUUGAGGAUGUGCAAACAGACUUUCUGGAUCUCCAGAAUGACUGUCUUGCUGCUGCUCCUGGUCCUUCUGGACUGGCUCUGGAGUAUGGUGAUGGGAUAUAUUUUCACCCCAUUGUGAACUGGAAGCCUCUGGAGGAAGCUCCGUUUGUUGAUGAGAUGGAGCUGGAUUCUGAUGAUAUGGAUAUUGAUAAUCCUCUUCCCAUGAUAGUCUGGACUCCAAAGAAGCCUCUGGUUGCUCCUAAGGAAUUUGUAGUUCUGACUGGAGACAUGGAGACGUUGUUCGAUUGGUUCAGGAGAACCCUGUUGCUGAUCAACUUGUUCCAGCCUCUGCUCCAACUGUAG
Vicia villosa (hairy vetch) is the source of this 2067-nucleotide messenger RNA. RefSeq lists its product as uncharacterized. NCBI's taxonomy places the organism in Eukaryota, Viridiplantae, Streptophyta, Magnoliopsida, Fabales, Fabaceae. Bases 1 to 2067 code for a protein of 688 amino acids. The transcript has 3 exons. The record is from RefSeq and is a predicted model, not a curated record.